AUGGCCACUGCCAGCGGAGGUGGAGGAUACGGGGAUGAUUUUGAACCUCUUGAUCCCAACCUUAGAAAUGUUUUAGACCAACAUUCACUGAAAUGGGUGUUUGUCGGCGGAAAAGGAGGUGUAGGCAAAACGACAACAAGCUGCUGUCUGUCUGUGCAGCUAGCGCGCGUCAGGGAGACGGUCCUUAUUAUAUCGACAGACCCAGCACACAAUAUUUCUGAUGCUUUUGACCAGAAGUUCUCCAAAGUUCCCAGUCUAGUCAAAGGAUACACUAAUCUGUAUGCUAUGGAAAUUGACCCUAAUCUAGGAAUGUCCGAGCUACCAGAAGAGUACUUUGAGCAGGAAAACUCUGGAGGUGUACUGGGGAGACAAGGUCGGGCGGUCAUGCAGGAACUGAUGGGUGCUUUCCCUGGGAUUGAUGAGGCCAUGAGCUUCGCAGAGGUCAUGAGGCUGGUGAAGGGGAUGAACUUCUCCGUGGUAGUUUUUGACACGGCCCCCACAGGCCACACCCUCCGCCUUCUCUCCUUCCCUAGUGUCGUAGAGAAAGGACUGGGAAAACUGCUCAGGCUGAAGAAUCAAAUCAGCCCUUUUAUAUCACAGGUGGGAGGGCUGUUAGGAUUACAGGACAUGAACGCUGACCAAAUGACACAAAAAGUUGAGGAAAUUUUGCCAACAAUAAAAAGCGUCAAUGAACAGUUUAAAAAUCCGGAACAGACAACAUUCAUCUGUGUGUGUAUAGCAGAGUUUUUGUCAUUGUAUGAGACAGAACGGUUGGUGCAGGAGCUCACAAAGUUCCAGAUUGAUGUGCGGAACAUUAUUGUCAACCAGUUACUGUUUCUGUCCAAGGGUCAGCAGCCGUGUAAGAUGUGUAUGGCCAGACACAAAAUACAAGCCAAAUACCUGGACCAGAUAGCAGAUUUGUAUGAAGAUUUCCACAUCACCAAACUGCCCCUACAGGAGGAAGAAGUGCGAGGUGUGGACAGAGUACAUCAGUUCUCCCAGUACUUAGUGGACGCUUAUACACCAGACUGACCACAAAUGGCUGGGACAUACGAAUAACCUGAGUGACCUUGAGGUGACUGCAGUGACCUUGAGCAGACUGCAAUGACCAUGAGUAGACUUUGGUGACCUUGAGCUGACCUGUGUAUGCUUGGCUUAACCUUCUUGAAUGACAGACUUGACCUCGGCAUAUUGUAAAAGUUUAAGACUUGUGUAGGAUUCAGAUACUGAGAGGUUAUACAAAAACUCUGAAAACUCAUGCAUUUAUUGUACUGUAGUCUUAGUUUUGUUUUCGGGUAUUUAUUUAAAUAUAUGUGGAAUUAUGAAAUAUUGAUAUCUAAUCUAAUAUUUGUACAGUUAUCUUUUGUUAGUAGCUCGAACAGCUUAGGGUUUAGUUGAAAAAAGUAAGCUCAAGGAAAAGGUUGAUGGUGCAUGUAUUGUUGGUCAGGACACAUUCUAACAUUUAUACCAGUGGUAAGACCAUGGUAUGAACAUGUUUUGCAAUCUUUGAUGUAUUAAAAAUCAUCCU
Messenger RNA from Liolophura sinensis, 1528 nucleotides. Its product is annotated as ATPase ASNA1 homolog. Bases 1 to 1032 code for a protein of 343 amino acids. Lineage: Eukaryota; Metazoa; Mollusca; Polyplacophora; Chitonida; Chitonidae. The record is from RefSeq and is a predicted model, not a curated record. Gene Ontology annotation, molecular function: ATP binding; ATP hydrolysis activity. Gene Ontology annotation, biological process: tail-anchored membrane protein insertion into ER membrane. The transcript is spliced from 8 exons. Gene Ontology annotation, cellular component: GET complex.